AUGCAGCAGCCCUGUCCUCUCCUCCGCCUGUCCAUCCAUCCCGUUCACCGGGCUACUAUGUGUGUGUGCGUGUGUAUAGUGUGUAUAGUGUGUGUGUGUGUGUGUGAGUGGACUGAAGCGUCAUUCGCCUCCUUUCUUCAGUGAACGCGCAUCUCUUCAGGAACACGGAGCUCGAGCUGCUCGACUCUCAGAACUUUCCUGUCGGCUCGGCUCGGUUCUCCUCCUCCUCCGCCUCCACUCCUCCUCCCGUUACUCCUCCUGUUUUUACCUCCUGCCGGUUUAAAUCUGCUCUCCACUUUCUUCAGUCGAGGGUUCAGUGUGCUGCUCUCACAGGGCGUAGCUGGAGAGGAUUCUGCUGCUUCACGCUGUUGUGUGCUGUGAAAGCAGAGCUGGCUUUCUACCACAGAGAUGGGAGCGUGUCUUUAGACGGCUGGUUGGUUGGAGUGAGGGAAUGAGAGGGGGCACUCUGAUUUAGGUCUUUGUGUUGAGGAGGCGAGGAGGCGAGGAGGCUCUUGUUUAGACCCGACAGCGCCUGUGAUAAGACACCAGACCCGCCUGUCUCCAGAGAACCUGUAGACCUGUGGCCAUCCUGUGAGAUCGCAGUCGACCAACCCUGCCCCGCAGAGACGGACCACUACCACUCAAGGGGAGAUGAAGCCGGAUGGGGUUACCACGGCAGCGCUGGAACCAAUGGAAACAUUGGAAUCCAAUCCAAUGAAUGAGGCUGGACCUGCUGCGGGACAGGAGCCCAACCAGGCCGCCAGUCCAGCAGGAGAGGAGGCGACACAGCAGCCUCCAGAAGAGGCGAGCCAGGAGGAACCUCAACCUGACAAGGCCAAGGACACUCCAGCUGCCAAGACCGGCAACAAGACCCCAGGAGACCCAAAAACCAAGACCGCCAGCAAGACCACACCCAAGACAAAACCUGGCACCAACACUCCAUCCAAGCCCACCCCCGGCUCGCGGACCAGCACGCCACAGAGCCGUCUGUCAAACGGCGUGUCCAAACCCCAGACCAACGGAGUGGCUAAGAAGACCCAACCUGUCCCGCUCAAAAAGGCCGCCCCGGCUCCAGCCCCGCUGAAAAAACCAACGGGCACAGCCGCAGCCUCGGCGCUCAAGAGCAAAGUGGGUGAGAAGAAAGCCGCGGGAACCGGCCCCGCCACCAACGGAGCGAAGCUGCUGACCGGAACAACCGCGGCAAAGAAGACGCCGACCACGACCGCCAACGGCGUGAAAACCAGCAGCACCCCGGCCGCUGCCAAGAAGCCCUCAGCUCCAAAGCCGGCCUCUGCAGCUCCCGCGAGGACCAGCUCCACGGCCUCCACCAAGCCCCCUGCUCCCAAGACCACCAGGCCUGCAACCGGCGCGUCGGCUUCAUCUCGUCCCGCCACAGGCUCAUCCCGGCCACCCACAACCAGCACAACCAAGAGCUCCUCCUCAGCUGCAGCCAAACCUACCACCCCCAAAACCUCCUCCACCACCACGGCCAAGCCUGCAGCCUCCAAAACAACCUCCACUACCCCCUCUGGUGGCAGACCUCCAGCAACACCCACAUCCAGAACCACAACCCCCGUGAAAAAAGAUGUCACCAAAUCAGUCACUGCAGCAUCCAAGAAGCCCGCGGACUCCCCCCUCGCUCGCUCCUCUCCUGCAACAAAGUCCGGAAAACCCGAGACCCCCAAAUCAGCCUCAAAAUCAGACGCCACUGCCAAAAAGCCAGCUCCUGGAAAGGCUGCCGACACGAAGACACCAAACCGCUCCAAAACACAAGACAGCAAGCCCACGCCUUCCAAGGCCCCCAGCUCCAAAUCAGCUGCAACCAAGUCCAGUCCCAAGAAAACCAUCGGCAGCAGCACUCCGACUCCCGUGAAGCGCGGUCCCAAAGCUGCAGCUGCAGAGCCGGAGAAGGAAAUCGCCGCUGCUGUAGCUGCGACUGCGGCUAUUGCUGCUGCAGCGUCUGCCAUCGCUGGAGCAGAGGAACCAGAACCUGCAGAGGGAGCUGUGAAUCCACCAGAGCUGAUCUCCGGCCCCACUGAAGAGGGACAAGACAAAGCUGCAGACUUCACUGCACCACAGUUUGAACCAGAAGUGACACCAUCACCGAUCUUUGAACCAACAUCCCCGGUAAGAGAGACAUCCCCCCUCGAAGCCCUGACUCAGCCGUUAGCAGACCUGGAUCUAGAUGCUGAACCAGAAUUUGGAGGCUCCGACGUCCAGCUGCCAGCCCAGCUGGGCUUCAAAUUCGAGGAGUCUGCCAACAGCUCGGUUCCUUCUCUGGGAACGACUGUCAUGUCUCCUCCCUGUUCUCCACCGGGCCCCGUGUCUCCCGUCAGAGAGCCCCAGAACGCCUCCUCUCUGCUGGACAUGCAUGUUCAGUCUGACCCCUGGGACAGGAACCCGUCCUUCAAUGAAUCCCACUUCGCCCCCCAGAACUUGGCCAACGUGAUGGACUUCCAGACAGAAGAGGAAAAAGGGAACAAAGGACAGUUUGAGGAAACAAGAGAGGAAGAGGACGAUGAAGAGGAAGAGGAAGAAGAGAAGGAGAGCCUGUUGAUGCCGACUCACACGGCUCCUCCUGCAGGGGCCUUCAGCAUGAUGACACAACCACAGUCUCUGGGCGCCUCCCUCAUGGAGGACUUCACCUCCCGGGACCUGAUGUCCCCUCACGAGAAAGAGGAGGCCGUGGAGAAGGCUGAUGAGGAGAUAAAUGAGGAUGAUGAUGAAGAGGAGGACGAUGAGGAUGAGGAACAGAGGAGACUGGGUCAUCUGCCGUCAUCCAUGAUCACCGACAUGAGCACGUCUCAGCCGUCUGAGGAGAUCCCGGUCCCGUCAGCGUUCGGUGGUUCUGCUGGUUGGCACGGUGACGACCUGCUGUCAGGGAUGGACUCUGAGGACGUGAGCAGCUGCACCAGCAGCCGGCAGCACGAGAUCUCCGACCUCAGCAGCACCCAGCACGCCGCCAUACUGGAAGGCACCCAGAGCUCAGACGCCCUGGUGGACUCGAGCCUCCGGGGCUCCGAGGGAGACGGGAACCUCAUGGGUUCCCCCAACGUAGAGACCCUCGCUAAUGAGGAAGAGGAGGACGAGGAUGAAGAGGAUGAGCGGGUGGAUGAUAUGGACCUGAGUUCAGAGAGAGUAGAGGAGCAACACAAAGCCCUCCAGCAGCAGGGACACGAAGAGGAGGAGGAUGAAGAUGUAGAGAUGCACAGUGAAGGAGUGACGGAGAGCUGUGGGAAUGUAGACGAAGACGACUUUAACGAAGAGGAGCGACUAGACAACCUGAACCGCUCCGCCCCCCAGCCGUGUGUCCCCCCCACCACCUCCUGGGGCCAGACCAACCCCUUCUCUGACACCUGGGCUCAGCCGGCCUCUCUGCUGACCGUGUCCUCGCCCAGCCCCCUCUCUGACCACGGAGCAGCCGAGUCUGAGACGCCCACCCUGUCUCCUGCUCAGGCCGGUCUGGACAGCGGCGCUCCUUCCUUUGCUCCUCAGACCCACGAGGACAGGAAGAGCUCCGAGCCCGAGGACGCUCAGCCCGGCACUCUCACCGGCGCAGCUCCCGCCACCCACAGCAACAGCGAGACCAGUACGCCAGAGGAUCUCCGGGACUACGACAGCAGCUCUGGAGUGGAGUCCCGCUCCGACAAACAGCAGACCCCGGUGCCCGCUGCGGUCCAGCCUGACAUGGAGCAGGACCUGGGAAUCCACCUGGAAAAGGGUGACGGAGAAGAGGAAGAAGCUGAGACGCUCCCUGCUGACGAGGUCCUAGGAACAGGACCUCCAACCGCUCCCGCCUCCGCCCCGUCCUCCCCCUCCACCUCCGGAGACGAGGCCAGUGACACAGAGGGCGAAAUGCAGAUCAAUGACCCCGACGCUCCUGCAACCAUGGAGGGGAGCGCCGGAUUUGACAGCCCGCCUCCCGCCCGCAGUCUACCUGCUCUUGAUGAGGACGAGGAGUCGGCAGACACGGCGGUCGCAGAGGGCGAGGAGGACGGAGGCGGAGCCACCCCUCAGUCCGCAAACUCGGUGGCGUCUUACGGCUUCGACUGCACCACAUCCAACUCCAACGCUCACUCCAUGGCCGAGAGCUGCGGGAAGAGCCCGGGCAUCUUCUCCCUGGAGAACGAGGAGCAGCUGCCGGAGGAGGCCAAAGACCCCUCCCUCAUCAAGGAGCUGACCCUGCCGUCGGCUGCAGCCGCCGCCCACGCCGAGGACCUGCUGGGCAGACCCGUGGACCUGAUGCCUUUGGGCCACCCAGGAGAGAACCACCCCAGCCUGGACGAGCACCACUACAUGUUCGGGGGGAAGAUGGCAGCGGACCACUUGGAGGAGGUCGACCCGUUGGAGCCCGGUCACCACCUCGGAGCCGUGGAAUCUGGAGACCCCGGCGACAGCCAGCCUCCGUACUACUCUACCAUAUGUGAUAAGACUGAUAGUUUUCUGGCAGGUAAUGUAUAAGUCCCUCCUAUUACCCCUGGAAUGCACCUUUUCCCCGCAACCCUCCCCCAUUACCUGUUAUUUGUUUUCUCUCCAGUUGGGUUAGAAGGCUUAGAAGAAGAAAGGAGAGCAGGAAUGUAGGAAAAGAUUUUAAAAAAUGAACAAAGGAGAAGGAAAAAAUGACUGUAGCAAUUUUUAAUUGAAGCCUCCCUCUUUCAUACUGUCCUGGUCGUGGUUACGAGUGUCUGGCUGAAACUCCUUUAUGUACAAUAGUUACUACCAUUUUCUAGUAGAAUGUUCUUUUUAAGUAACACUGCAUACUCUGUCGCCCCCUGACGGGGUAAAGACUGAUUGGUCCGAUGUGACUGAGCUUUUACACCGAAAAGAAAAAAAAAAACAGAUGGAAUGAAAUGGACUCAUUGUGUAUUUAUCCUACUGUUUUUACCGAACAAAUGUCAAUUCUUUUUUGUUUUGUAUUUGCUUAUUUGUUGUUUUUUUGUUGGUUUUUUUUCUGUGGAAACCUGGUCCUUCCUACCCCGUGUACACACGCUUCAUGUUCAGCAGCGCCGCCAUAGCGAUAGACAAAUGCUCUUUUUAAAACUUUGUGUUCUUGUUUGGAGACUUUUAGCUUUUCAAAAUAAAGGCUAGAUAUUAACACGGCUGUUCGGCCCUUACGGAUUUGUGGAGGUAGGUAUGGGGAGUGUUAGAUUGCCGUUGGUGACGUUUUUAAUGUGUGCUUCAAGACGUUCUUUGCUCUCUGCAUAGGUUGUUGAGGUAUAUAAUGUGCAGUCACGUACAGUAUGUGUUUCAGGCAUUGGUUUUAAGUGGCUACGCUUCCAGCCUCAGUUAGCUGAUGGUUUGUGUUCAGGAACAGAUUAACAACUAGCCUUUUUAUUUGUGAUGAGACCCUGCUAUUCCCUCAACACUAUCACAAUCCAGCUUUAUACUCGCUGAAACAUUUCAUAGUGAGUGUUUGCUUUACUAUUUCAACAGUAUAUUGCAUGUUUAACUAACAUUAAGACUGUGUAAUACCUUGAAUUUGAAACAAUUCUACACUAGACGUGUUCAUAAAUGAAUGGUUCACACUAGGUUAUCUUUCAAAAUUCCAUUAAAACAUCAUUGCAAGGCA
This is a messenger RNA of Notolabrus celidotus (New Zealand spotty), 5569 nucleotides long. RefSeq names its product nucleolar protein dao-5 (gene prr36b). The record is from RefSeq and is a predicted model, not a curated record. Bases 652 to 4461 code for a protein of 1269 amino acids. The transcript has 6 exons. Lineage: Eukaryota; Metazoa; Chordata; Actinopteri; Labriformes; Labridae.